ACCGGCAACGUUGCAAGCUGAAAUAAACCAUAUCCUAUGCCCACUCUUGGAUGAAUGCGUGGUGGUGUACCUGGACGACAUUCUCAUCUACUCGUGCGACAUGCAGCAGCACGUCCAACACCUGCGACGCGUCUUCGACAUUCUUCGACGAGAACGAUUCUACGUCAAGUUAUCCAAGAGCGAAUUCGCCCUCGAGAAAGUCCAAUUCCUAGGACACAUGGUGAGCGCUCAAGGAGUUCACGUCGACCCCAAGAAGAUUGAAGCCGUACGCACGUGGAAGACACCCGGGAACGUGAAGGAGUUGCUGCAGUUCCUAGGCUUCGCUAACUAUUACAACAGGUUUGUGCCACAGUACGCGAAAAUUGCAACACCACUCACAAAUCUGCUGAAGAAGAACACGCCCUAAAAGUGGGAACCAAAACAUCAGGAAGCCGU
Molecule: messenger RNA, 435 nt
Organism: Closterium sp. NIES-67
Lineage: Eukaryota; Viridiplantae; Streptophyta; Zygnematophyceae; Desmidiales; Closteriaceae
Source: the annotation of a GenBank genome assembly